CAUUUUCAGGUUUCGGCCAGUAUUUAACUCUCUGACAAAGCUGAAACUUUCAAAGAAGCAGUAUCUCUUACGUCCAGGUUGUUUUCCAAUCAUCUAUUUGAAGCAAGAUGGGUUCCUUGGGUCUGCUGGUCCUCACCGUCAUCGCCUUGUCUCAGACAGGCUCAGCUGAAUACUGCUUCUCGUGCUUCUCGACACGGAGUAAUAUCCAAUUCGACAUGUUCGAAGGGCAGUGGGGAUCGAACGGUACGGUCCGUAACGAAACCGGAACACACCCCACCGCCAAUACCUCAUGGCCUGAUAACGGUCACCAUGGUGACUGUUAUUACCCGAACGAAUUUCAACAAAUGUACUGCGAGGAAGGAUCCGGUUGUGAGAAGUUGAAUGCUGAAGUUUUGUUCACCUAUAUGGAAGGAGGCAACACACAAUGGGGAUCCUUCCAUGUGAUAUAUAUGGGAUGUGGUUCUUCAAGUCACUCUACUGGCUGCGAUGCUUCACCCGGCUCAGUCCUUGAGUAUCUUCUGCCGUACAAGGAUGGCAUUGAUUAUCAGAUUGGAAAGAGCCUCGAUUGGGAAGAGGUAGUAUCUGGAAAAGCUUGCAGUUGUUCUGGAGAUUUCUGCAAUGCCGCCACCAACGUCAAGAUGAGCUGCACUCUGAUGCUUAUACUUUCUCUGUUUACCUUCUUUUGGAACAAGUUCUAGGAAAAAAAUGUGGAAAAACAUGACGGAACAUGAACAUGGAACAGACGACUUUUCAUUAAUAAUAAUUAUUGCAUUAACAUGUGUACACAUACAAAUAAACAAACAUGUAAAUAAAUAAAUAAACAAAAAAGUCAUUCUGUAUGGACAGAGACAUUUUCUGGUUUGAGUAGAAUCUAGGAGUCUGAUACCGUCUUACAACAGUUUCAGUAUAUUUCCAAUCAAAAUAAGAAUAUGAUUUAAUCUUAAAUUGAAUAAGAAUUGAGUCCACCCCACUCCUUGGCAAGAGACACCAGCGGGAACAUAAUUAUGCCGGUUGAUGUGAUUUUUCUUUUAAAGGUUUAAUCAUCAUUGUGGCUCCUCGCUUCAUUAGAGUUCUUAAUCCCUUGCUCGAAAUUUAGUGUUGAAUCGUAAAUUUUUAGGUUGUAAAAGUUUAUGUGGCAUCAAUAUCAAUUUAACGAUGAAAGCAAAGUUAAAAUCAAAUACCACUCUAAAAGUGAAGAGAAAGUUAUCCACCUUGGAUGCAUCACUAUUCCACUAGAAUUUUAAGUCAUAGUUAGUCGAUGAAAAAAAUGUCCAAUUUCAGUAUCUUGGCAUAAGCAAAAGGAAAUUCAAUAUCUCGUUUGUCCAUCCUGGCUCUGAAUAAGUGCAGCACAUCGAUGUCACAUGCUUGUCACAAGUCGGCGAAUUUGCUCUGGGGUGACGUUGUCCCAUUUGUCCCGGAGAUAACGCCGGACAUCUCUAAGAGUGUCCCCUGGUUGAAUUCUUUGAUUGAUCAAUUUUCCUAGCUGAUCCCACAAAUGCUCAAUCGGGUUCAAGGAUCCAAGAGCUAAACAUUGUGGUCACCCAGAAAUCUUGGA
This is a messenger RNA of Lytechinus variegatus (green sea urchin), 1555 nucleotides long. RefSeq lists its product as uncharacterized. The record is from RefSeq and is a predicted model, not a curated record. NCBI's taxonomy places the organism in Eukaryota, Metazoa, Echinodermata, Echinoidea, Temnopleuroida, Toxopneustidae. The transcript has 5 exons. The coding region runs from base 108 to 698 and encodes 196 amino acids.